Molecule: messenger RNA, 1278 nt
Organism: Hirsutella rhossiliensis
Lineage: Eukaryota; Fungi; Ascomycota; Sordariomycetes; Hypocreales; Ophiocordycipitaceae
Product: kinase
Exons: 2
Coding region: 1-1278 (425 amino acids)
Biological process (GO): protein phosphorylation; vacuolar protein processing; regulation of vacuole fusion, non-autophagic
Cellular component (GO): Golgi apparatus; cytoplasm
Molecular function (GO): ATP binding; protein serine/threonine kinase activity
Source: RefSeq, a predicted model, not a curated record
AUGGCUCAAUUCUUCUUGGACCUCUUCUACUCCCUCGGGAACUGCCUGAAUUGCUUCCCCGGCUCCCCCACGCUCAAGGUCAACAACCGGAGCUUCAAGAUCCUGCGCCUCCUCGGCGAGGGCGGCUUCUCCUACGUCUACCUCGUCGAGGACACGUCGAGCCACCAGCUCUUCGCCCUCAAGAAGAUCCGCUGCCCCUUUGGCGCCGAGUCGGUCCAGCAGGCCAUGCGCGAGGUCGACGCCUACCGCCUCUUCGCCCACGUGCCCACCAUCAUCCCCGCCGUCGACCACGCCGUCGCCACCGAGCGCGGCGCCGACGAGGCCACAAAGACCGUCUACGUCCUGCUGCCAUACUACCGCCGCGGCAACCUCCAGGACAUGAUCAACGCGAACCUCGUCAACCGCGCCGCCUUUCCCGAGAGGCACCUCAUGAUGCUCUUCCUCGGCGUCUGCAAGGCCCUCCGCGCCAUGCACGAGUACAGGCCCGGCCCCGCCGAGCGCAUGGACAUGGGCAACGAGGCUGACCUCGACGACGACGACGACGGCCGCGGCGGCAACCGGGCCGGCGCCUCGUCGAGUCGCCGCACGGAAGAGGACGAGGAGCCCGAGCAAGAGCGGCCCCUGAUGGAGUCGGAGAGCCGCGUCGGCCGGGGCGGGGCCAAGGUGCAGUCGUACGCCCACCGCGACAUCAAGCCCGGCAACAUCAUGAUCGACGACGCGGGCUCCACCCCGAUCCUCAUGGACCUCGGCUCCGUCGCCCCCUCGCCCGUCCCCGUCACCUCGCAGUCCCUCGCCCUGCAGAUCCAGGACACGGCUGCCGAGCACUCCACCAUGCCCUACCGCGCCCCCGAGCUCUUCGACGUCCGCACCGGCACCGUCAUCGACACAAAGUCGGACAUUUGGUCCCUCGGCUGCACCCUGUACGCCUGCCUCGUCGGCAAGUCGCCCUUUGAGAUGCGCUCCGACGAGACGGGCGGCACCCUCAGCCUCUGCGUCCUCGGCGGCGACUGGCGGUUCCCCGACGAGUCCCCCGGCGGCGCCAAGCGCAUCAACAGCAUCGGCCAGGCAAAGGCCCGCGCCGCCGCCACCGCCGCCGACCCGUCCUCGGCCCACGAUGCCGGCCCCGGCGCCGUCUCCAUCAGCGAGCCCAUCCGCGAGAUUGUCCGCCGCUGCCUCAAGGUCGAGCCCGCCGAGCGGCCCGACAUUGGCGAGCUCAUUGCUAUGGUGGAGCAGGCCAUUGAGCGGCUGCCCGACCAAGACGGCCCAGGGUCCCCGUGA